AUGUCCCAGAUUCAUGAAUUCGGUGGCUCCCUUCCCGCUAUUCCAGACGAUGUGACGGUCGCACAAUUUAUGUUCGAUUGCCACCAUCCGCUGAGGCAAGAACUUGAUAAGCCGGGAGCGUGGUUGAUAGAGGACGCGACUGGGCGCGAAUUGGUCAGGGAAGAGAUUCGUGCGCGUACUGAUGCGCUGGCGAAUUCACUGAGUGCCCGCUGGCAAAUCAGAGACGAUGAUGUCGUCUGUAUCUUCAGUCCGAAUCACGUUGACUAUCCUUCCGCUAUAUGGGCAAUCCACCGCCUUGGAGCCAUUGUCACCACCGCCAACCCGUCCUAUACCGUCGACGAACUCGUAUACCAGCUGAAAAUCACGCGUGCGACGCUUCUCAUCGUCCACCCAUGGGUCUAUCCCAUCGCCCGUGCUGCCGCUCUCGACGUCGGCAUUACUCUUGAUCGCAUCAUCCUCAUUGAGAGUGGGACUCACGAUGCGGAAGCGAAGCAUCCGAACGUGCAAGAGCUCAUUGAAGAGGGCGCGGGACGGCCAAAGAGCUUCGUCGAAUGCAAGCUGAAGCCAGGGGAAGCGAAGACCAAGUUGGCGUUCCUGAGCAUGUCCAGCGGAACGACUGGACUACCGAAGGCAAAUGAGACCGCUGUCAUGGCCACUCACUACGCGCUUGUCGCGAAUGUUAUCCAAACCGCGGCGUUCUUUUCCAGCGAUGCACGUCCGCUCACUCAGCAGCCGGUGCGUCCUGGGUUUGUGACGUUAGCAGUGCUGCCCUUCUUUCAUGCGUAUGGGCUCGUGUAUAUCAUGCACUCUCUGAUCUUCUACGGGCUCACGCUGGUGGUGGUUCCCAAAUUCGACUUUACCGGCAUGCUAAGGAGCAUCGAGCAGUACCGAAUUAAUUAUAUCUGUGCCGUUCCUCCUAUGGUUGCCCUAUUGUGCAAGCACCCAGACGUUGAGAAGUAUGACCUAAGUUCUGUGAACACAGUGGCCUCUGGUGCCGCACCGUUGACCGCCGAACUCACGAACCGAUUGACUGCACGCCUGCCCCACGUGCUAGUCGGCCAGGGUUACGGCAUAACAGAAGCCUUUGUGCUUGUCUCGAUGUCCAGGACGGACGACAGCGAGACCCCUGGCGCGUCGGGGAUGCUCGCUCCGGGCAUCGUCGCGCGCGUGCUAAAGGAAGACGGGAGCCUUGCGCAGCGUGGUGAGCCUGGGCAACUGAUCAUCUCCAGUCCCGCAUUGGCGCUUGGGUAUCUCGGGAACGCCCAAGCGGAUGGUUGGCUCUACACAGGAGACGAGGUCAUCAUCAACGAAAAAGCGGAGGUAAUUAUCAUUGACCGGAUCAAAGAACUACUGAAAGUCAAAGGAUUCCAAGUGGCGCCCGCCGAGCUCGAGGGCUUCCUCCUUGACCACCCCGACGUGGCAGACGCCUGUGUAGUCAGUAUUCAAGACGAGUACAACGGUGACCUCCCGCUUGCCUACGUCGUUCCCAGCGCAAGUGCCCAAGCACGAAUCGAGAAAGAUUCUGCGGAAGCGGGCCGGAUCAAGAUGACACUGAUUAAAUAUGUCGCGGAGGGGAAAGCGCACUACAAGCAGCUGACGGCGGGUGUCGAGCUGGUUGACGUCAUUCCGAAGAACCCCAGCGGGAAGCUCUUGCGUCGGGUCCUGCGCGAUCGCGCGAGGGAGGCGGCGAAGCAGGGGAAGCUUUCCUUGAUACCUAAGCCCAGGCUGUAA
Fibroporia radiculosa is the source of this 1731-nucleotide messenger RNA. RefSeq lists its product as uncharacterized. The coding region runs from base 1 to 1731 and encodes 576 amino acids. Gene Ontology annotation, biological process: secondary metabolic process. Lineage: Eukaryota; Fungi; Basidiomycota; Agaricomycetes; Polyporales; Fibroporiaceae. The transcript is spliced from 18 exons. Gene Ontology annotation, molecular function: CoA-ligase activity. The record is from RefSeq and is a predicted model, not a curated record.